CGUCACCCGUGCGCGCUUUACGCCAUCUUGAAAUUUCAGCCGCAAUUGUGUCAAGUCGUUCACAAAUAAAUAGACAAACUCCCUUUUUUUCUCCCCCAGGUACAUCCUCCGUACAUCCUCCGUGUCUAACAUGCACAGUUCUCGGAACAAAACAGCGCCGACGGUCGACACGGCGAACACAGACGCAGACAGCGGGGCGGACUCCAAGCACAGGGAGCGGAAAGCUGGCGGAGGGAUGUUAAAGAAGCUGAAGUCGAGGCGCAGUCAGACGGACAAGUGUCCCGUGGUCACCGAGGACCAACUCCGGGAGCUGGGAGAGGAUAUUUCCCCCGACCAUGUCCUGGGACUGCGGGCUGUCACGGAAGACUAUCUUUGCAAACCUGAAGACAACAUAUACAACAUUGACUUCACCCGUUUCAAGAUCAGAGAUCUCGAGACCGGAACAGUACUGUUCGAGAUCGCCAAACCUCCCAAUACUGGUCCUGCAGAGGCUGAAGAAGGGAGUGGAGAUGUAGACGUCAGUGCAGGCCGCUUUGUGAGAUAUCAGUUCACACCUGCGUUCUUAAAACUACAAACUGUAGGUGCAACUGUGGAAUUCACAGUGGGCGACCGUGCCAUCAACAGCUUUCGUAUGAUUGAGAGGCAUUACUUCCAGGGGCGCCUCUUAAAGAACUUUGACUUUGACUUUGGCUUCUGCAUUCCCAACAGCCGCAACACAUGCGAACACAUUUAUGAGUUUCCACAACUUCCAGACAACCUCAUUCGACAAAUGGUGGAGCACCCUUACGACACCAGAUCAGACAGUUUCUACUUUGUGGACAACAAACUCAUCAUGCACAACAAGGCAGACUAUGCCUACAAUGGUGGGCAGUGAGACCUCAAGGAGGACAACUGUGCAAUACCCACCUGGGAGAGG
This is a messenger RNA of Nerophis lumbriciformis (worm pipefish), 916 nucleotides long. It is a transcript of the gene unc119b, whose product is annotated as unc-119 lipid binding chaperone B. Gene Ontology annotation, biological process: cilium assembly; nervous system development; lipoprotein transport. Lineage: Eukaryota; Metazoa; Chordata; Actinopteri; Syngnathiformes; Syngnathidae. Gene Ontology annotation, molecular function: lipid binding. Gene Ontology annotation, cellular component: cilium. The record is from RefSeq and is a predicted model, not a curated record.